Dama dama (fallow deer) is the source of this 1632-nucleotide messenger RNA. It is a transcript of the gene GMPPB, whose product is annotated as GDP-mannose pyrophosphorylase B. Gene Ontology annotation, cellular component: cytoplasm. The coding region runs from base 224 to 1384 and encodes 386 amino acids. Gene Ontology annotation, biological process: GDP-mannose biosynthetic process; cell wall mannoprotein biosynthetic process. The record is from RefSeq and is a predicted model, not a curated record. NCBI's taxonomy places the organism in Eukaryota, Metazoa, Chordata, Mammalia, Artiodactyla, Cervidae. Gene Ontology annotation, molecular function: GTP binding; mannose-1-phosphate guanylyltransferase (GTP) activity. The transcript is spliced from 8 exons.
CCAGCCGGAGGUAGGAGCCCGAAGCUGUCCGUACGGCGUAGCGUCCCCGUUUGCUGUGACCGCGGAGCUAACGUUAGCGCGGACUGGGCGGACGGGGCAGAGGCACAGUUGGUCAGUCUGGCUGGUGAAGGGCACGGCGGCGGCAGUGUGCGGCAGGGUUCCGCCAGGCGGGCCGUGGACACCUCGGAGUCUCGGACUCACUCUCCGGCUGCCCACAGGUGCAAUGAAGGCACUGAUUUUGGUGGGCGGUUAUGGGACGCGUCUGCGGCCGCUGACGCUAAGCAUCCCGAAGCCGCUGGUGGACUUCUGCAAUAAGCCUAUCUUGCUGCAUCAAGUGGAGGCGCUGGCCGCGGCCGGCGUGGACCACGUGAUUCUGGCCGUGAGUUAUAUGUCUCAGGUGUUGGAGAAGGAAAUGAAAGCGCAGGAGCAGAAGCUAGGAAUCCGAAUCUCCAUGUCCCACGAAGAGGAGCCUCUGGGGACAGCGGGGCCCCUGGCCCUGGCCCGAGACUUGCUCUGUGAGACUGCAGACCCUUUUUUCGUCCUGAACAGUGACGUGAUCUGCGAUUUCCCCUUCGAAGCCAUGGUGCAGUUCCACCGGCACCACGGUCAGGAGGGUUCCAUUCUGGUGACCAGAGUGGAGGAACCCUCUAAGUACGGUGUGGUGGUGUGUGAGGCAGACACAGGCCGCAUUCACCGGUUCGUGGAGAAGCCACAGGUGUUUGUGUCCAACAAGAUCAACGCAGGCAUGUACAUCCUGAGCCCUUCAGUGUUACGGCGCAUCCAGCUGCGGCCCACAUCCAUUGAGAAGGAGAUCUUCCCUGUCAUGGCCAAGGAAGGGCAGCUCUAUGCCAUGGAGUUGCAGGGCUUCUGGAUGGACAUUGGGCAGCCCAAGGAUUUCCUCACCGGCAUGUGCCUCUUCCUACAGUCACUGAGACAGAAGCAUCCUGAGCAGCUGUGUUCAGGCCCUGGCAUUGUGGGCAACGUGCUGGUGGACCCAAGUGCCCGUAUCGGUGAGAACUGCAGCAUUGGCCCCAAUGUGAGUCUGGGUCCCGGUGUGGUGGUGGAGGAUGGCGUGUGCAUUCGGAGGUGCACUGUGCUGCGAGACGCCCACAUCCGCUCCCACUCCUGGCUGGAGUCCUGUAUCGUGGGCUGGCGCUGCCGUGUGGGCCAGUGGGUAAGCCUCGGGGCUGGGCUCGGUGGGGACGGUGGGGACGGCCUCUGCCUCACUGCCGUGCCUACCUCCUCCCCGCAGGUGCGCAUGGAGAAUGUGACCGUGCUGGGCGAGGAUGUCAUAGUGAGCGACGAGCUCUACCUCAACGGGGCCAGCGUGCUGCCCCACAAGUCUAUUGGUGAGUCGGUGCCGGAGCCCCGCAUCAUCAUGUGAGGGGUGCUGCGGGGCCGCUCGAGCCCCAGUUUCCCUUGACAAGGGGAACACUGGCUCGACAUGUCUGAAGGCCUGGACUCAUUGCCAUUUGACUGGGGAGGACUGGACGAGGCUGAAGUUGCCAGACACCUGCCUUCUCCCAUGGACAUAAGCUGGCAAGAUCCUUGUUCGGCAUACCCCACAAAGCCCACUCCCUUAAGAACAAUGGGGCCAGAACUGUAUGGAAUAAUAAUUUAAUGCUCACUGCG